AUAUCCGCCUGGGCGUGACGCUUCGUGGGGCGGGACGAGGAGAAGCCAAACGUAAAGAUACCAGGAGUUUCUCGGGCCCAGCUCUGGCUGCUGCCGGGGAGCCCCAGGUCUUGGCGGGUCCUUGCGGCGAAUAGGAGUCUGGUCAGGCGUCAGGCUAGUCCGACGAAGAGUGGGUAGGUGGAAGCCCUCCAAAGAGCGGCGGUUGUACGGGAGCCGUCUCAGUUGGCCGCGCCCCGGGCGCAUGCGCGGGGCGGGCGGUGCGCCUUGGGCAGCGUGUCCUCUGCAGCCCCGGGUGCUGAGGGCCUCCGUACGGCGCCGCGUAGGGUCUCGGCCGCAGAACGUGGCCGAGAGGCCCGGGCGAGACUUCGGGACCGUGUCCUGAGCGCGCUCCAUGCGCCCGGCGCGAGGUGUGAUCAGCACUGGAAAAGAUGCCUGCCCCUGCUGCCACAUAUGAAAGAGUAGUUUACAAAAACCCUUCCGAGUACCACUACAUGAAAGUCUGCCUGGAAUUUCAAGAUUGUGGAGUUGGACUGAAUGCUGCACAGUUAAAACAGCUGCUUAUUUCGGCCGUGAAGGACCUGUUUGGGGAGGUUGAUGCCGCUUUACCUUUGGACAUCCUAACCUAUGAAGAGAAGACCUUGUCAGCCAUCUUGAGAAUAUGUAGCAGUGGUCUUGUCAAAUUGUGGAGCUCUUUGACCCUGUUAGGAUCCUAUAAAGGCAAAAAAUGUGCUUUCCGGGUGAUUCAGGUUUCUCCAUUUCUCCUUGCAUUAUCUGGUAAUAGUAGGGAACUAGUAUUGGAUUGAAUGAAUAGUCUUCCAUUUUGGAAACGUUCGUCCACUCUCAUAUUUAUUUUUUGGUGCCUGCAUGUUUGAAGACUGAAGCAGGCUAAAAGCUCUUGAUGAAAUUUGAGGGUGCUGAAGAUGUUCCCACUAAUUUCCAGCCAUCACCUUUGGUGGGGUGGGCUUCGGAGGACAGUCUGUCUGAACCUGCCAGUGCUGACCCUGCAGCACUUUCAGCAUAUGCACAUCAAAGUUGGAGACCGCGCUGAACUUAGGAGGGCCUUCACACAGACGGAUGUGGCUACCUUCUCAGAAUUAACAGGGGAUGUCAAUCCUUUGCAUUUGAAUGAAGACUUUGCAAAACACACCAAGUUUGGAAAUACAAUUGUACAUGGAGUUUUGAUCAACGGACUUAUCUCAGCUCUCCUGGGAACUAAAAUGCCAGGGCCAGGCUGUGUAUUUCUUUCCCAGGAAAUUAGCUUUCCAGCCCCUUUAUAUAUUGGAGAAGUUGUUUUAGCUUCUGCAGAAGUGAAAAAGCUGAAGCGGUUCAUUGCUAUUAUUGCAGUGUCAUGUUCUGUAAUAGAAAGUAAAAAGACUGUUAUGGAAGGCUGGGUUAAAGUUAUGGUUCCAGAAGCUCCCAAAUCCUGAAAUACAUGUUUUAAAGAUGCAACCUCCAACACCAAUGCUGUUGUUAAAGAGCCUAUGGGGAAUUGCUGCUCUUCACCAAAGAAUGGUUGAUAGGCCCAGAAGCCCAUCUUAGUUAGGGGAAGGGAGCAGGAAGAGGGUUGUUCAAAUGCCCACUUUCCAGUUUGGCCUUAUGCUUCACACAGACUUGAGUGUAUGCAGGAUUUCAUUAUCUGCCUGGGUUUUUUGUUCGUUUGUUUUUUGUUUUUUAAUUCAAGAAGUAGGCUGGGCCCGGUGGCUCAUGCCUGUAAUCCUGGCACUUUGGGAGGCUGCGGCAGGCGGAUCACUUGAGGUCAGGAGUCCAAGACCAGCCUGGCCAACAUGGUGAAACCCCAUCUCUACCAAAAAAAAAAAAAAAAAAAAAUGCAACUAGCUGUGCUUGGUGACUUGGCCCUGUAGUCCCAGUUGCUCGGGAGGCUGAGGUGGGAGAAUUGCUUGGGCCCGAGAGCUGGAGGUUAUGGUGAGAAGCUGAGAUUGCACCACUGCACUGUAGCCUGAGUGACGGAGCGAGACCCUGUCUCAAGAAAGAAGUAUUGGGAAGGUUAUUUAAAGACUCUACUUUUAAAUCAGGCGUGGCAGCUCACGCCUGUAAUCCCAGCAUUUUGGGAGGCUGAGGCAGGCGAAUCACUUGAGGUCAGGAGUUCAAGACCAGCCUGGCCAACAUGUGAAACCCCAUCUCUACUAAAAAUACAAAAACUAACCGGGCAUGGUGGCAGGCACCUGUAAUCCCAGCUACUUGGGAGGCUGAGGCAGGAGAAUCUCUUGAACCUGGGAGGUUGCAGUGAGCCGAAAUCACACCACUGCACUUCAGCCUGGGCGACAGAGCAAAACUCCACCUCAAAAAAAAAAAGAUUCUUUUAGAAAUUCAGACCUAGAUAGAUUUGCAUUUGGAUAACAAAGCCCUACCUAUAGCCAUGUGGAAGCAGCUUGUCACUGUAUUUUAACUGUGUAACAAUUAUUGAAGGCGAAAAUAGAAGUUGGGUCAUCUUUGAACACCUACCUUUUAUCAAUGAAUAUUUUUAGACUGUUCUUCAGUAUCUGAGUCAGAGUUUAUUGUAAUUUGUUAUUUACACCAAGGUGGCAUCUUAGUCUACCUUCAGUGAGACUUGCGUUUCAGGGGAGGGGCGUAUGUGCAUCCUCGGUCUCAGUUAUGUAAACGGUCUGAUCUGUAAAAUAGUGGUAGCACAUGCCACGUGGGAUAGUUGGUGGAGAUGAUAGAUGGAGUUAAGCACAGGGCCCAGCCUGUCAGCAGUAGCUACUAUUAUUGUUGCCCAUUUCCCCUGCAACUGAGGUGAGAGGUUUUCCUGAGUUUGAAGCUGACUGGCCCACAGUUAAACGUAACAGACCAGUUUUUCAGGGUGUCAGCCAACCUCUAUUAGUGUUCUUAAGUACAGUUUCUGUUUUAAAAGUUCAGAUUAUUCCUUGAAAAUUUGCAUCUACCUCCCAUUAUAUGAGUAAUACAUGCUUAUAGUAAAAAAAAAAAAAAAACUUGUAAGAAAUAAAUAUUAAGAUUAUGGAGGCCAAAUUCUUAAGACUUUGGGGGCUGGGGUCAGGGAGGUUAUAUUGAAGGGGAGAUGUGCCUAACAUGUUAGUACUAAAUGGCCAUCCCAACACAGCCAACACUUGUUUCCCAUUUUUUUCCCCAUUUUUUAAUAAAAUUGAGAUAUAAUUCACAUACCAUAAAA
Gorilla gorilla gorilla (western lowland gorilla) is the source of this 3148-nucleotide messenger RNA. RefSeq names its product ribonuclease P/MRP subunit p14 (gene RPP14). The transcript is spliced from 6 exons. The coding region runs from base 429 to 803 and encodes 124 amino acids. Gene Ontology annotation, biological process: tRNA 5'-leader removal. Gene Ontology annotation, cellular component: nucleolus; multimeric ribonuclease P complex. Gene Ontology annotation, molecular function: ribonuclease P RNA binding. Lineage: Eukaryota; Metazoa; Chordata; Mammalia; Primates; Hominidae. The record is from RefSeq and is a predicted model, not a curated record.